Messenger RNA from Oppia nitens, 2101 nucleotides. RefSeq lists its product as uncharacterized. Lineage: Eukaryota; Metazoa; Arthropoda; Arachnida; Sarcoptiformes; Oppiidae. Bases 265 to 1986 code for a protein of 573 amino acids. The transcript has 2 exons. The record is from RefSeq and is a predicted model, not a curated record.
ACAAUUAUUUUUUUGUUGAAAAAAUUAUUUUCAAAAAAAUAAAUAAAUAAAUAAUAUUUUCAUUCAAUGCAAACACCGAUAACUUCCUCGAAGUCUAUCAACAAAAACAAAGAUAUCAACCAUUGAUUGUCAUCUCAUUUGUUAUUACAAGUCAUCUCAUCAUUGGUUUCAUAGGUUUUCGCGGCAGACAAUCAAUCAAUCAAUUGUGGUCUCAAUUACCGAAAUCUGCGGUUUCUUAAAGUUGUGAUCAAUUGGUUGUAUGAAAUGAAUGUCAAAUCAUUGCCGACGACAACAACAACAACGACUAGUCAUGUCUUAAACGAUGACAUAUUGUGUUUGAUUUUUUCGGAAUUCAAGACAUUAGAAGAUAUUAUACGACUCGAGUCGGUGUCCAAACAGUUCGGCCGAUGUGUCGGACAAUUGUUGGCCAACGGAUGCAAACGUAUCGGCGAUAUGUCGGCCAAACCCGACAUACGACUGGCCAUUGGUUGUAGAGAUAGCAAUGGUGUUGACUAUCAGUGCAGUUCAUGUAAUCACUGGGGAUGUGAUGGUAUCGCACAUCCAUUUCAACAGAGAGUAUAUACACUAAAUAUCGGCGAUAAAUGUUUUCGUGAGACCACUAGUGAUGACCACAACAUUGUGUCACUGAUUAAUGUCGACAAUCAUCGACUGUUGUCGUCAAUAGUUGUAAAGCUAACCGAAACCUAUUGUCUACCGAUUCGGUCGCUGGCAUUGAACGGAUGUCUAAUAGGCUUUCAAACUAUUGUAUUGUUGGUCAAGUGUUGGCCACAACUUCACUGUCUUGUACUCAACGAAACUAUUAUAACAAACGAUUUAUUAAACAUAAAGUCAUCAUCAGAUAUUUGGUGGACAACGUUAAGACAUUUAUUGAUAAAACGGUUAACCAUUUAUGAACAAAACGGACUGAAUAUCUAUGAGUCUACCGGUGCCGAUCUAACCAAACUGAUUGUACACUUUUCACUGUUGGACACACUAACUAUCUCUGAUCACCAGUGGUUGGAUAUGACUCGUAUGAUUGAAUCACUUCCAGCUCUUCAGGGCAUUCAAUGCUUAAACCUGCAGCACAUGUCUAGUGUUUCUGUUGCCGAUCCAUCAGUUACAGUACCGGUAGUCAUACAUACUGACGGUAACACUAGUUUAAAUGAGUUGAGAAUCGGUGGACUCUUUUGGGAAGACUUUACACAUUUGAUUCAAUUUUUACACAUUUAUAGCCACCGAUUGAAACACUUUGCUUACCAUCUGUUACGUCACUGGGAUCUGAGUUUUGUAUUACAGUUAUUUCGUUCAAUUGUCGAGGAAAGCCUACUGAAAGGUGUGACCAAAUUGUCGAUCAAACACACUGUUCGACAGCCAUUCAUAUACGAAGCGUUCAAAUACUCUAAUCAAUUGACACCUAUUGAUAAUAACUAUCUAUUGAAUCAACUAACGGUUCUCUACUUGGAUAACUGUCUACUAUAUACAAGUCAUUUGAGAUAUCUGUGCGCACAGUUAGCUAACAUUAGACGACUGGCACUAAUCAAUGUCCGACUAGACUAUUGCCAGUCGUCGAGUAGUGAACAGGAAACGGGACACAAACCCAAUGAACAUAACUGUUCAAAAUGUGUCGAAACAAACUAUCAAUUGUUAUCUCAAUUGAAAACAUUGGAAGUGUUUGUUGUCAGCGAUCACUGUCUGAGCGAACCUUUAAUUGCAAACAUGAAAUACUUGACACAAAUCAAACAUUUGGUGAUUCAUACAACUAAUCCACUGUACGAUCAUCACAAAUACCUGUGCCGUGUGUUAUGUGAUGUUAGCCGCGAAUUAGGGGCCAACUGUGCCAAACGUAAUGACUAUAUCAACGUUUAUGUCAACGAUAGUAUUCACCGACUUAUGAAUGAGUUUUUGUCCGACAAUAAUAUGGCUAUUGUUUUGCAUAAAAAUCUCAAAUUACAUGUCAUUAACUUUGAUGUUUGCAAUUUGUUUUAAAUAUUUAAAUUACAGUAUUUUAAGUGAUUUCAAUGGUGACAUCAUUAACAUAAAUAUACCGGUAAUUACCGUUAGUGAGUAUAAACAAGACCACUGGCGCUAAAUCCGAUGGAUG